AUGGCCGUCGCUUCCAGACCGCUGCAGUGGCUCUGCAGCCUGCUCGCGCUCGUCGGCGUCGUCGGCGCCCUCAAGUUCGAGCUGGCGGCGCACACGGGCGGCGAGAGCCACCGCAAGGAGCGCUGCAUCCGCAACUUUGUCAACCGCGACACCAUGGUGGCCGUCAAGUCGAGCGUGGGGGGCUUCAAGGGCGACGGGAUGGUGGUCAACAUUCACAUUCGCGAUUCGCUCGGCAACGAGUACGGUCGUCCGCGGGAUGUUGUCGGCGAGAACCGCGUCGUCUUCACCUCGCACUCGGACGCCUCGUUUGACGUCUGCUACGAGAAUAUCUUUUCCGGCUCCCAGCGUCCCACCCCCUCGGUUCGCGACAUUGAGCUCGACGUCGAAAUCGGCGCCGACGCGCGCGACUGGUCCGCCGUGCAGGCCAACGAGAAGCUCAAGCCCGUCGAGGCGGAGCUGCGCCGCGUCGAGGAGCUCACGGGCGAGAUUGUGCGCGAGAUGGAGUACCUGCGCGCGCGCGAGCAGACGCUGCGCGACACGAACGAGAGCACCAACACGCGCGUCAAGUGGUUCGGCGUCGGCACCACCUGGCUGCUCAUCGGGCUGUGGGCCUGGCAGAUUCUGUACCUGCGUGCGUACUUUCGCUCCAAGCAUCUCAUUUAG
This is a messenger RNA of Cordyceps militaris CM01, 663 nucleotides long. RefSeq names its product ERV25 protein. The transcript is spliced from 3 exons. Bases 1 to 663 code for a protein of 220 amino acids. The record is from RefSeq and is a predicted model, not a curated record. Lineage: Eukaryota; Fungi; Ascomycota; Sordariomycetes; Hypocreales; Cordycipitaceae. Gene Ontology annotation, cellular component: endoplasmic reticulum-Golgi intermediate compartment; Golgi apparatus; COPII-coated ER to Golgi transport vesicle. Gene Ontology annotation, biological process: intracellular protein transport; endoplasmic reticulum to Golgi vesicle-mediated transport; Golgi organization.